AUGCAAAACAGAUGGAACUUGGCGGUGGUUAUCAAUGUGGCCUUGUUCCACUACCGCUUUCUCUCAACGAGUGAAAUACAGGGUCUCGAUUUACUCGCAAAUCUAGCUUGCCAUGCGGAGGAUACCAAGGCCGGCUUGAAUGAAAACCACUGGACGAGUCUAACUCAGCAAGGGCGGAUUGCACUCGAAAGAGCGCAGGACAAAACAAAAAGAGUAUCCGAUGUGCACAUGUUUCCGAGCAGCAGUCCAGACAAAGCAUCAGAGACUGUGCCAUCCGUCGAGGAGACCAACGAAGAUGAGUUUUCUCAGCUAGAUUCAAAAAGACGCAAAUUGGAUCCCGGCGUGUCAGUCGGCUCACCCGUUUCGGGACAAUCAGGGUGGCCAUCUCAGAGAUGCCAUCUCAGUGAUUCAAACCGGCUGACUAACGCACAUGUUAGGGAGAGCCUCAAGGUCGAAGAACAAGAUUCUCAAUUCUUGGUUAUCCGCGAUGUGGUCUUUGAUACGAGCACACAAGAUCGAUCACGGGAUACGAACAGUGAAAGCCAACCUGAAAAAGACGAAUUGCUCCCAACUAGAAAAGUCCGGCAAGUUAUAGUAGACUCGAAAUUUUGGGCUUGGAUUUCGAUCACCUGGAGUCUCUUAGAACAUGAACUCAGUGACCAAAUGAAACGCCAUGUAGAAUCCCGGCACGGAAAGUUAAUCCACCACCUCCCCCUUGACACAGCUCUGGGUGCCGACGAAGAACAAACUAUAGAAGGAUUCAAGUAUGAUCUCCACUUGAGAAAAAGGCUGGCCGACUUGAUUGUGUUUCUGUGGGCUGUUAAUCAUCAAGUCUUGUCGAUUUUGGGAACAAAGAAAAGGUUUAUGAUUCCUCACUCCAGCUCAGACUCAUGUGGCAAGACCAUCUUAUUGCAGGAGGAUUUGGAUAUCUCCCGGCUUGCAGUGAUGAUACUUGGAUGUUACUACAAGAAUCAAAACAUUGAGAAAUGGAGCUUCCUUUUCAAAGUAGAUGAGCGAUUUUUGAUUUACUUACUCAAUAAGAGCACUGAAUUAUUUCACCGUGAUAGUUUGAAAGCCAAGAAAAGCAAGAGUUUUGGAAGCUUCAAAACCUAUCAAAUCGUUCCUUGGAAGACCCAGAUGAAGCCUGAAUUGAAGCUGCUCAAUCUUGAGCUUGGACACCGCAAUAUUGCUGAUUUCAAAUCUUGGGGCAGUUCAUGUUGCACCAAAAAUGCUGCUGAUGUGGCACAAGCCUUCAGUAAAGCUCCUUAUCAAGCAAAGGCCAAAGUCAAAAAUGAUCCCCAGUCCUUUGAGAGCACUUCGAUCCGAGUGCAGUGGACAACGGCCGAGCAAUCCGUCAGCCUUCACCACACUCAAAUAUAUAACGACAUCCACCCCCGCAAUCCCAUCAGCGACUCGCGCUCGACAGCCCGGACAGACGCCUCAACACUACACACUCAAACGAUGCCUCUGAACUCCGACCCUUCAACUAGCACAUUGAUAGGCGUUGGGAUCUCAGUGGCCGGCAACCUGAUGAUUUCGGUAGCGUUGAACGUGCAGAAGCUAGCCCACCAACGACUGGAGCCGAGCGAGCCCAGGCCAGCGAAGAAGCCGUCUGAAGCCACCCCUCUGAUGAUCGACGAGCCCCAAGAGCUCCAUGCCCCACCCACCGACCUAGAAUCCCCACGCUCCGUAUCCCCCGCAUCAUCUUCCUCGUCCCGCGCCCAGUCUUAUCAGCCCAAUGAUCUGGCCUACUUGUCCUCCCCGCUCUGGUGGCUCGGCUUCGUUAUCAUGUCCACUGGCGAAUUGGGUAACUUCGUCUCUUAUGGAUUUGCUCCUGCUAGCGUGGUGGCCCCCUUGGGCACGGUGGCCUUAGUCGGCAACUGCGUGGCAGCGCCGGUCCUUUUGGGCGAGAGAUUCAAGAAGCGUGAUUGGCUGGGGAUCGGCCUGGUGAUCAUCGGGACGAUUACCAUUGUUCUCAGUAGUCCUAGGACCUCGGAGGCCCUCUCGCCCGACCAACUGGCUCGCGCGAUCCGCCAAUUGGGCUUCAUCCUCUAUGCCGCUCUGUGUCUAUCCGCCAUCCUACUGCUCAUAUGCCUCUCUAGCACUCAAUGGGCGAACCGGUUCAUCGGGAUCGACGUCGGCCUUUGCGCAAUCUCGGGCGGAUUCACGGUGCUGUCCACGAAGGCGUUCAGCUCGUUGCUCAACGUGCUCUUUCUUGAUUGCUUCCACUAUUCCAUCACCUGGAUUAUGUUGGCGGUGAUGCUUGUGACUGCGGUCUUACAGAUUGUGUUUUUGAACCGGGCGUUGCAAAGAUUCGAUUCAAAGGCAAGCCUCCAUCAGCUCAACUGA
Puccinia graminis f. sp. tritici CRL 75-36-700-3 is the source of this 2349-nucleotide messenger RNA. RefSeq lists its product as uncharacterized. The coding region runs from base 1 to 2349 and encodes 782 amino acids. Gene Ontology annotation, cellular component: membrane. Lineage: Eukaryota; Fungi; Basidiomycota; Pucciniomycetes; Pucciniales; Pucciniaceae. The record is from RefSeq and is a predicted model, not a curated record. Gene Ontology annotation, biological process: magnesium ion transport. Gene Ontology annotation, molecular function: magnesium ion transmembrane transporter activity. The transcript is spliced from 16 exons.